Messenger RNA from Cotesia congregata, 605 nucleotides. Lineage: Eukaryota; Metazoa; Arthropoda; Insecta; Hymenoptera; Braconidae. The record is from the annotation of a GenBank genome assembly.
UCAUAGCACCGUCGGGAGCUUGCAUCAUGCCGGCGGGGGGAGGAGGAAUAAAAGAGGAGCAAGAAAUUUUAUUAUCACCCGGCGCCAUGGGGACCAUGGGCGGCGGGGGAGGUGGCGGAGGGCAGGGAGGCGGUGGGGGUGGCGGCGGAGCCGCCACUGGUGCCGGCCUGACAACAUCUUCCGUCGGAGACAUUGAUACUGUCGACGAAACAACAUUCUCGGAGGUCGGUGACGUGGCCGCUGAUAACCCCGCGGUUCCAUUAGAUAGACUAGCAACUGUCGAGCCUUUGAUACUCAUCGAGGCCAAGAUUGGUAAAUUCGUACUGCAGGUGGACUCGAAAAUUCAUAUCUUCAACCGAGUGGACGACAAUAUUUACAAACUGCAUACACGCUACCAUAAACUCAAUGUGAAAAUUGUCGUACUGGGUGAAGUACGCCAUCAGAGUUUCGAAGCGCUUUUUCUCCAAGCAAACUUCCUUGAAGUUAUCAAACGCCGAGAGAAUAAUCUCGUGGCCGCCUUUAACCAGACAAAUAGCCGCUAGUAAUUCUAGUACAAGGGCCUUUGUUCUCAAACUUUUGUGGAUUAAGCUAAGUGCUAUACAAUU